UCUCUGUUUCUCUUUCCCCUCUUAAUCUUCUUCUCUGCCUCUGCCUUCUGUCUUCUUCUUAAUCGAUCUUCCAUGUCAGGCCUGUGAGCCCAAGAUAAUUACAUUUUGUUUUUAUUUACUUAAUUUAAUAAUGGGAAGGUAAUUAAAUCGAAAAGGUUGUGCAACUCAACUCUCUAUGAUUAAAAUAUUCAUCAAGAAGCUGCCAAGAAGAGGUUGGAGAACAAUCUGGGAACCUGGUUAGAAUAAAACUCCUCAGAAAGCGAUUGGCAGUUGUUAUCUACACUGUUCAUCAAAAUUCCAAUAUAAAUAUCACUCCUCUGAUCAUUAUCAUCACCCAAACUCUCUCUCUCUCUCUCCCCCCAGCCCCUUCUGACAGCUUUUCUGAUCAGAUAAGGGUAAGAACAUUAUGGGUUCUCAUGUCUUUCAGCCUUCAUGGCCAUUCUGCAGUAUCAUAAGCUCAAAUCUUGAUCAGGUUGAGUGCUUUGAUGAUUUCAUGGACAUUGAUGCUUAUGUUGAUGCCUGUGAAUUCUCUUCUAAAUUUUCCACCCCAGAUGAUAAUUCCUCUGAUAUUUCUUCAUUCCCCUGUUUUUCUACCAUCUUCCCAACUCAAUUUGCCCAAUCUCCUAUGACUUCUGGUGAUGAUCAAUCCCAAGCCACGUUAUCAGUGGACGAUUUCUUGCAGGAUCCCAAUUUUUGUGGAGAUAUGGAGUUUGUAUUCAGCGAAAAUGAGGGUAGUUUUCCUUCACAAGAAGUGGCUAGUGAAGGAAGCGGAUGGAGUCCCAGCCAUUCAGUGAAGACAAAUGAAGCACCACCAUCGUUGACCUUGCCAGGGGAAGAAUCGGAGCUCGACAAGCAAUUGAGUGUCCUUCACCUCCUGAAGGCUUAUGGAGAAGCCAUGGAGAACAGACAGAGUGAUCUUGCUGAUGUGAUUAUGAGAUGUGUGAGUGACAAAGUGAGCUUGAAUGAUGGACCCUUGUUGCGUCUAGCAUUCAACUUGUCCCAGGAUGUGGAGAAUCAUGGAGAUUAUCUAGAAAAAGAGUCCUCCAAGAACUUUGAUUCAGCUUUCAGGGUGUUCUACCAGAUAUUCCCAUAUGGGAGAUUUGCUCACUUCACUGCUAAUUCAGUGAUUCUUGAAGCUCUGCCUGCUGAUACAGAGACGAUACAUAUAGUGGAUUUUGACAUGGGGGAAGCUGUUCAGUGGCCUCCAAUGCUUGAGGCAUUGGCAAGACUGAAAAAGGGAGUGAAGUUGACAGCAAUAAAAUGGGAAAAUGAGAAUUGCCAUCGAGCUCCUUCAAUAUGGAGUUUUGAAGAGGCUAAAAAGAGAUUAGUUGAUCAUGCAAGACAAUUUGGUCUGAAGUUGAAGGUGGCAGAGAUGGAAAUUGAGGAAUUAGCAAGUGAGAUAAAGAGAAUGAAGAAAAGAGGUGGUAGAAGAGAAUGGUUAGCUUUUAAUUGCACGGUGCAACUUCCACACAUGGGGAGGAUGAGAAGCAGAAAGGCAGUGGAAGAGUUUCUAACAGUAGCUAAAGAAUCAAUGGCUAUUUCUGCCAACAGGGGAAUCAUAACUCUUGCAGAUGGAGAUUCUUGGGAAAAUUUGAAGGAUUGCUCAGGUUUUGGGUCAUUUUUUGAAGGGAAUAUAGCCCAUUACCAAGCCCUUCUUGACUCAAUAGAAUCAAAUUUCCCAGUUCAUCUUGCAGAAGCCAGAAUGGCCUUGGAAUGUCUCUUUGUGUCCCCAUUUAUCUCAUCCAAGGUUUGGUUGGAAAAGUGGAUGGAGAUAAAAGCAAGCUGCAAUGUUGAGAUUGGGAGCAGCCUGGAAGGAUGGAGAAUCAGCAGAGAAAGCAUGGAAGAAGCUGCAGAAAUGGUGAAAGGAAAUCAAAACUUGUACAGGUUGAGAACUGGAGGACAAUGGAACAAUGAGAUGAUUUUGGAGUGGAAGGGACAUCCAUUAGUGAGAGUCUGUGCAUGGAGAAAUUAAGAGGAUAUUCACAUUGGAAAAACUUGUCUGAACACGAUUCCAUCAUGGACCCCUUGAAAAAUUGACACGGGACUCACUUUCAUGUGUCUUCUGUCCCGAAGUCCAUCUGAGAAUUCCCCUAUUGGGGAUAGAAUUCUUUCUUCGAGUAAAUAUGUUAUUAAUAUUAUUGUAUAGAUUAACUGCAUCCCAGUUGUGCACAGAAACAGCAGUAGGGAUUGUGGUAAUUAUACAAGACAUUUUUUUUCAAUUUUCUUGAUGACAGAAAAUUUAUGAAAUCAUAUCUCAGCUUCAG
Molecule: messenger RNA, 2264 nt
Organism: Manihot esculenta (cassava)
Lineage: Eukaryota; Viridiplantae; Streptophyta; Magnoliopsida; Malpighiales; Euphorbiaceae
Product: protein NODULATION SIGNALING PATHWAY 2
Exons: 1
Coding region: 407-1972 (521 amino acids)
Biological process (GO): regulation of DNA-templated transcription
Cellular component (GO): nucleus
Molecular function (GO): DNA-binding transcription factor activity; sequence-specific DNA binding
Source: RefSeq, a predicted model, not a curated record